Molecule: messenger RNA, 16585 nt
Organism: Malaya genurostris
Lineage: Eukaryota; Metazoa; Arthropoda; Insecta; Diptera; Culicidae
Exons: 3
Coding region: 779-1837 (352 amino acids)
Cellular component (GO): extracellular region
Source: RefSeq, a predicted model, not a curated record
UUUCCCGUACCCGGUUGUGUUAGUCUUCACGUAGAGAAAAAAUGUAUUCUACUGAUUAGAAUAAAAGACUUCCCCAUCGAUAUUGAAUCAUUCCAUAGUUUAUUAGACCUACAAUUCUAGAAUAUGGCUUGGAAAGUAGGAUUGUUGAAAACUUCCGACCAGUGAUCAGCGGAAACUUGUGGCUUCCAGAAUCAGAACAUUCGCUAAUGUAAUCAAUGACGAAAUAGAACCUAUCGGUGACGGUAGCCCCGAAGCGGAAGAGCGGAAGAGGGGAUGUAAGUGCGUGUUUGGCGUGCCGAGAGUGAGAUUCGUUUCAAAGGCAAUCCGGGUCUGACUUCAGUAAUGAUUGUGCUCGCGAAGGAUACGGAUGACGGCGUGAAAUCCUCAGAAGUUGAAAUGGAUUCAGUAUCGUUUAUUUCACCCGACUAUCCAUCAUCUUCGCCCUCUCUCUAGGCAUGUGUCAGGCUUGACUUCAGCAGCCGUAGGAAUGCGAAGCGUUGAAUCAGUAGAGAGAUUCCCUUCGAGAUAGGAGUUGGAAUUUAUGUCCUAGCUGUUGCUCAGAUAAUCUCUCAAUCUGCGGAAAUGGCAUUAAAUGUGUCUCCGUACCAUUCGUGUCCUAUACUUAGCAAGACAAUCUAACAAACCGAGGAAUAAGCAGAAAUUGAUUUUAAAAAAAAGUAGUUUUCUAGAAAAGUUUUAUCUCUGUCCAAAACUAUUAAAAGUGACGAAAAGCUCGUGAUGGUCCUUAUAGAUUAGUGUGCAGCGUUGUCAAAAAAAAAUGGCCUUACAGAAAAAGUUGUCGAAUAACGAUUUCGAGCUGCUCUCGAUCAACAAAAUGAAUAACAACAGCGGCAACAACGAUCCGAACGGUAACGGAAACAGUAUCGUAGGUAUUAUAAGUAGCGGCGCGGGAGCGAGCGGCAACAGCAACGCCAACAGCACGCCCAAAAUGCCGCCCAAGAAGAUCCAAUUUACCACACCCGAGUUCAGCAUCACUCCGAUCGAGACGCUGCCUGGUAGCACGGCACGGCCACCACCGAGCAGAAAAAGGGAGGAGGCCAUUGUGAUGGCGAAUCUUCGGAAGCGUGUUGCUGCAUCGGAUCUGAACAAAACUCCACGGAGAGUCGUCACCGCUCCGACUCUGGACGACAUCAGUAUCAACGAUACCGGCCAAACGCAAGACUCGAUGGACAAUCGACCGCUACUACCGAAACCGGCCGGUUCGUUGUCGGGGGCGGAUCGCAAGGAUCGACAAAAGAACGGGAACGAUGGAGGCGAAGAAUCGCCCAAGGUUAAAAUUGUCAUGGAUAAGGAUUUCAUUUUCGAGUGCAUGUGCUGGCAUAACGAAUACCGGAUGAGACAUGGAGCGCCAGCGUUGAGCAUCUCCUCGGAACUCUGUGAAAUGGCUUCCCAGUGGGCCAACCAUCUGGCAAGUACGAACGAGUUGUACUACCAGAGCGGCGGGACUUACGGACAGAACAUAUUUUGCUGUCCCGCGAACUCUCUGCUAACGGAUUUAUCGGGUCAAGAAGUAGCGACUUACUGGUACAGUACGAAUCGAAGAUAUGACUACUUCAAGGAGAGCCACUUACUACACACCAACGUCAACACGGGUCAUUUCACGCAGAUGGUGUGGCGGGCCAGUAAAUACUUCGGAGUCAGCAAGUCCAUCUCCAAAUCCGGCAAACUGUUUGUGGUGGCCUACUACUACCCGGCCGGCAAUGUGAUGGGUGAGUUCCGGCAGAAUGUGCUGCCACCGAUCGUUACGAGUGACGAUCCACACAUGUCACGCCCUCCUUCCGCUAAAGAUCUGGAUAAUCUGAGUGCUUCCCACUGAGUAAAUAAGAAACGGUGUUCCAUCAUGUAACAUAUAAGAUAUUUUCUACGCCAAAAGCUGACCGCUUGGAUUUCAUUGUGUUUCAAGAGACUUAUUCAAUCUUAUGUACAGGCGUUGUAGAGAGACACUCGUUCGGUUGCUAGUGUAUAAUGACAACCUAAAUCAAUUGCUUUCAAGACUAGCACUAAUAUUUUAGCCUGCUACAUCCAUGUUUAAUCAAACAGUGCAAAUUAGUUUACCAUGAACAAAAUAAGAAAUAAUAUCAUAACCUCGCGAGAGCCUUCCACUCACAUUGUUACGGUAGAACAAUCCUAGCUGUAACAGCAUAAUAGCUGAUGGUAGUUUAGCUACUAGUUUACUCACGCUUCCAGCUGUUUCAUAACAACGAUGCUGAGAGAAAAGAUACACAAACGAUGAGCUGCUCUAGCCAGUGCAAAAAGCAGCUAGUUUUUCGAUAAAAUCAUAUUACAACUCAUUAGACUGCUUCCCGUUGUGAACCAAAGAAAGGAUAUAAUCGAAUAUUAAUUGAAUACAGCAUAUAAUCAUACAGCACUUAGAAAUUAGUUUUAGGCAAAAUUAGAUUAUCAUGCAAACACGAACAGAACAAUGAACGAAAGACUGCCCUGUGGUUGGUGCCAGAGAUUUCGUGUUCCGUGACGUAUGACAUAUAAUUUCAAGCACCAAUCACAUCUCAGAUCCAUCUGCGCCAUGCAGCGGGUUUCGACCUCAACACAGAAAAAGCAUCAUUCCAAUCAAGCGCAUAAUUGGCAUGGACAUAAAAUUAACUUUUAGAGUAAUUUUUUGCUAGCACGAUGACACAGAAUAUUUUAUACAUAAAAAAAACCUCUGUUGAAAACAAUUGUGAAAAUCUAGAUUAGUUAGUAUUUAAAUCAUAACUGGAUGUAAAUCAAAAUUCGAUCAAUCGAAACGUUAGCAUUCUAAUUUAGACAGUAAUGCUAUAAAAGUUUACCAUAACUAUGGAACAGCAAACCGUUCGCCAUCAGAAAGAAAUUGGACACCGUUUUCAAACUCCCGAGUAUUAGAAUAAAAACGACAAAGCGGAAGACUUCAUAUUUAUACAGCGGAAUAUAACGGAUCUGCUUUUGAGCAGGGGCGUAGUCCGAGCUAACUAUUAAGUACAUACCUGUAAUGAUAUAUCCUGUAAAAUAGCAAACUGUACCCGCAACCUUCGCCGUACAUAGUCGAUAAGAAACGAACAAACGAAGCCAACAUAAAAUCAUCACGCACCCUUAAGUGAGCAGUAGUGGUGGAUAUUGAAUUCAUGUGACUCUGCGAUAGGUUAUCUCGAUUUGACACGUUCUCGCCGGUACGUGCGCUUUCCAUCGUCCAACACACAUACAAACUGACACACCAUCCACUGUCGCAAUUUUUUACUUUCCACUACUCUAAGUAUGUAUACAAUCUAGAAAUCUGUAUGCUCAGCUUUUUGAUUACAACACAAUCACGACUUAUUCGUCAUAAGUAAAAAUCACGCGGGUGAGCCCAGGAAAAGUUUCGAAGUUGGAGAAUUUAUUCGCCACGAAAAUGUUAAUCACAGAGAACUACGUGCCCAGCCGUGUGCCUAUGCUCGUAGGUUAACGCGGAUUACAUACCCUUAGGUGAGGAACGUCUCGUAAUUCCAACCGUUCGGUUUUUAUUGCACCAAUGCUAUAUCUAUGAUUGUUUGUUACGGGUUUCUAUUUAUAUAAUAGCGAUAAAAUAAUUCACCGUCCAAUAACCUCGUUCUCGAAGAACGGGCAGAUUUUACGUACGUCAUAGUUUGUACCAUGACGUAAUUCUAGCACUUCGCGUGCUAAACUGUUUUCCAUUUCACACGUUUUUGUUUUGACGUUGAACUACGUCUUUUUCGCCUAUUUUAGCAUGCCAAUGCACAGAGACAUGAUACAGCUGACCACAAAGCACUUUUUUGGUGUAAAAUAGUCAGUAAAAUCGAUUCCUUGUAUUUAGAAGGACCGCACGAAACGCUAUCAUGUUCAUUUUACCCCAAGUUCUCUUUUUAUACUGCAUUGUAUUCAAGCUUAGCUAUAUAACACGAAACCGAAGAACUUGCAGAAGAGCGAAUAGAGUGUUUCCGAUGUAAAAAAAGUCUGACAAAUCGAUUGCAUAUAUUUUUAUUGACAGCAGAAAACUCGUUGCACCGUUUUACCCCAUUUCUUUUCUAGUUAUAAUAUUCAGUUGAAAUAUGAUCUACAAUCCAAAAGCAGAUCCAAUGCGAUCUAUCAAUAUUGGUUCAUACUACGUGCAAAACAUCUGUGAUCCAAUUGAACACAAUGGGAAUGACAGUACUAGCCUGUUUAACCCGUUUUACCACAAUUUAUAUCAAAAGUAUCAUACGUAAUUCCUGAUUACAAAUGAAUUCAAUGACCGCACGAAUCUUGUUAUACCAUUUUAUCCCAAUUUAUCCUUUAACUGAGUCUUAAGAUUUUGCUCCACAUUGAAUUCAUUUGUAAUCCUAUUCAUCAGGUCUUUCUUCGUAAUUUCAAUCGAUUUUCAUCAACCGCAAUCAGCCUGCUUUCGGUAUGUGGAAGAAAGUUUAACCAGAAAUACGGCUUAUGAUCUAAAUUGGGGUAAAACGGGUUAAACAGGCUAGUACUGCCAUUCCCAUUGUGUUUAAUUGAAUCACAGAUGUUUUGUACGUGAUAUGAACCAAUAUUGGUAGGUCAUAUUGGAUCUGCUUCGUGGAUUGUAAAUCUGAACUCAACAUAAAAUUAUAUUUGUCGGAAAAUUGGGGUAAAACGAUGUAGCACGAAGCAUGCGAUCAUGAACACUAUCUGUAAAUUAUUAUUUGAGGUUAUAUGCGAAACAUAGAACUGUCUUGUUUAACCAAAAUUGGUCCAAACACCGAUCAGUAGUAUUUUUUUUCUGUAAGUUCACGGAAGAAGAUGACUGGGGGUAAAACAGAAUACAGUUGUUUGCGGUCAAUCUUAUUAAAAACGAUCAAUUUAUCUAACUUAUGAGCAUGUCAGGAAUACCUUCCGAUUGGUGCAAUUGAUUUUUUCCCUGAGUUUCACAGUUAGUUUUCAAAGUAAAGUCAGAAAAAAAGGAAUUGUAGCAAAACGGGCAUGAUAGUGAAUUUUGCGGAUCUUCUAACUAAAUCGAUAAAUCGAUUCUACAGAAAAAUUUGCAUAAAAAAUACUAAUUUUGAAAAUAUUUGCUCAUGUUUUUAAUAAAAUUAUUGAGCAAAGUUGCGGUUUUGAUCGUUUUUUCCCCACUGUUCAAUAUCUUAAUAACUUUUUUUGCUCGAUUAUUUGCUUUAAUUAUUUUACUAAUUUUAAUUUUGUCUUGAAAAAACACCAAAUGUUUUAGAAUAGAAUGAAACGUCGAGAAUUUUUUUGUUGGAAAAAAUCGACUCUUCAGGACUUCCGAAAUCGAAAAUAUAAAUAUAUCUAUCCAAAAACCAUGCGUCUCCAUCAAAGUGUCACCAUCCGAUGGAGACGCAUGGUAUUUAGUUCUGAAAAUAUCGCAGUUCGCACGCCUCGCUCGAUUUACCAAGCAAUGAUAUAGGGCAUGCAUUAGUGAACAUGUGUGCCAGCGGACGGUAGUAAUUCGUUUCUAACUUCAACAUCUUGCGAGAUAUUCUGGAGGUUUCGAGGUUAGCUAUUAGCAGUCCUAUUAAAAACUAUAAACCAGAUAGAAAUCACGUCAAAGCGCUUGCAGCAAGUCCCGAAGACCCAAAAAUAACGUAAUAAUUCGCUUCGUCGAUUUUCUAUACAAACAACAUGUUCUUUCAAACUUACUAUUUUCAGUUUUUUGCGAUUUCCUAAAGAGGACUCCUUUAUUAAACAGUUUCAGAAAAUCGUAUUAUUUUAUUGCUUUAAUUGAAAUAUGUAUUAACUGAAAAUUAAUUAGAAACUAAGGUAUGUAUGAAAAUCUAACUUCAUAGGCUUUCGCAAAUAUAGUUCAUCGCAUUUGCUUGCACUUAGUAGUCUUUUUCCGAUGUUUCAUGGAGUACUUUUCUCAUGUAUCAGACCAAGCCCGUCUAUUCUGUAUUUAGAAGUCGUCUCCAUACAGCUUAGACUAUGACCACUUUUUGAAAGUCAUUCAAGACUCGGAUACUGCGUGCGUAAACCUCCAUUUGAUCGUUCUACAUUGCUUGUUAGACUUCUCUUUCUCUUGAACCUGCCGAAUCACAUUCAAGAAUCAUGUUUCUCUCACUCCUUAUGAAAUACAACCGUCCGCUGGCAACAUGUUUACUAAUGCGUUCAAACGAACUGUUCCCCUAUAUCAUUACUAGCUAAAUCGAGACAUACGUACGGGCGUGUGUAAAUAAUUUUUGGAAUUAAAUUUUUUCUUAAACCCUGAACUCAAGUUGUAGAUGGUAACGCAUGAUAUUUAGUUCUAAGGGCAUGUGAUAUAUGAUUUUAGAACUAAAUACGAUGCGUCUCCAUCGGAUGAUGACGAUUUUAUGGGGACGCAUGGUUCUCCGAAUGAUUUAUUUUUUUAAAGUCUGAUAUUACACCCGUCCACAUUUUUAAAUAUCUGAAAAAUACAGCGUAAUGUAGUCAUAACUGAUUUAUUGUUGAUGUAAAAUCUAGAGUGGAACAUAACUUCUGGAGAGACUUCAGGUGCAAUACUAAUUAAAUCAACCUCAUAUUAAAUUUUUUGCCUAAAACCCGAUAUGAUACUUUUACUCUUUUAGCAUCGAGACGAGUGGACAUUUGAGGAUUCCUUUGAAAUGCGUUAAGAACUCACCUUAUUCUAGUUAUUUUUAACAAGUUAUUUACCCCUUCGUCUUUAAUUUUCACAGUCAGAAGAUCUUUUCAUUGUCUAAACACAUACCAAAUUAUGGUCCUUAUUAUCGUGAAGUGAAGUGAAUAUAUGACCUCAUUGAAAAAAUGUCUUUCGUUUGCCUAUGUUUUAGUCAGGUGCAAUAAUAGUUUCAUUCAUAUUCGUAUUUAUUUGUCAUUUCAUAGUAUACAAAACAACCGAAAUUGAGGUUUUACAAUCCCAGUUAGGUUUAAUUUGCUUCCACAUGCACAUUCGUUUGUUUCCUUUUUUUUUUUGGAAAUAUUUCAAACUGCAGAAAAAGAAACAGAAGGACUAUAUAUACAUCUAAAGCAAUUAAAAAUGCAAUCAUGGUUACAAUCUAUACAAAUAACAAAUAAAAAAUUUAAUUUAUUUCAUAAAUCAUUGAGAUCGAUUUCAAAUGCAAUCAUUGAACUGGACAGUACGAAAAGCAGUGAAUCCGAACCUCAACAGCACGACCGAUUCCACAGAUUGUGUUUUAGUGGUCGAUUUUAAUUUUUUAAUCGGUAUCGCUUACAAUUUGUGUCACUCUAUCUAACUACGAAUCAAAACGAAUAGACGUCCAUGAAUUGGAUAGAACAAUUGUGGUAGGCAGAAUGUUAAUAUAAUUUAAAUACUGUGUUAAACAAUUGACAGCUUGUUGAAUUACGGGUAGCAAUUAGCAUUUUAAUUUUAAUUUCGUUUUCAGAUGUGGCAAUUUUAUGGCUCUUCGUAUCCCAAAUCAAAGGUUUUUUUUCAACAACCUUGAUUCAGACUAAUUUCGAAAAAGUCAACUAUAUUCUAUACUAUAAUUGAUUUUUGAAAUCAAUUACCUAUGUGUGAACUUGCUACAUGAUAUUUAAAUUAUUAAGAGAAGAUGAAUUUUUUUUAGUUGAAUACUGUUUGCAAUAAUCCGUGAAUGAAGUAAAUAUAAAGUGCAAAGCAGAGUUUUUUAGCAAGCGAAGCGGUUCGAAGAAACCACAACCCAAGUUCUGCAAUUAAAACUUUCACAUGGAUUGUAAUUGGAAUUAGAUUGCAUAUUUAUCAUCUUUUUGCCUUUCUCAUAUAGAAAGGUUAUGCAAUCACUGUGAAUCCCGACUUUCGAACAGAGGCCCAAGUUUCAUAUAUCAUUCUACUCAGUUAGCCGAGUCUAUGUGUGUGUAUGUAUGUAUGUGUGUAUGUGACAAAAGUCUUAUGACCUCACACAAUUUUCCUGAGUUCAAUUUGGAUCCGACUUCCGGUUCCGGAAUUACAAGGAAAUAUGUGAAAAUUUAUGAAAAAACCGCCGCCUCUCAAACGAUUUUCUCAAACUAAGGAGCAAAUAAAAGGUCUUGAAAUACUUCCGAAAGCACCGAUAAUAGUGAAGAAAAGCUUCAAAAAGAGAACUCACUUGGACUUCUCAGCAACGGCUAAACCAAUUUUCACGAAUCAUGAUCCAAAUAAAAUCUCUCAUUGUCUUAAAAGAUACUGAUCAAUUUCAUCCAAAGCGACUUCCGGUUCCAAAAUUAUAGUACGAUGAGUGUCAAAACAUUCAAAUCGUCAUUCAAAAUGAUGCAAAACUAGUACGCUACGGUACAUGCGGCUUUGCUCCAUUCGCAGCGUGCCUUGUUCAAUUUCGUAUAGCGUGCAAGGUUGCCAUAUUUAAAUCCAUAUUUUUCAGUUGCAAAAAAUGUAAAUUUCUAAUUCUUAUAUUCAGUUUGUACCUACUUGUUAGUGUUAUUACAAGAUGAUGAUAAUCGUUAUCAUAAAAGUACACUUAUUGCCUUUCUCAUAUAGAAAGUUUAUGCAAUCUCUUGAAAAAUUAACUAGUGAAAAUUGACCCAGAGGGCUUAGUGUUCUAUAUCAUUCGACAAAGUUCAUCAAGCUGAGCAACGUAUGUGUCUGUGCGUGAAUGAAUGUGAGUAUGUGUCAAAUAAUGUCACUCAAAAAAUAAAAAUCUCAUAGUCCCAUAGGUUGCUAUUGAAUUUCACACCGUCAUUUAGAACGACGCACAGUGAUUCGAAUCAAUAAAAACGUGGACAUAAAUCAGUAGCUGCCAAACCGUUAUUUUAAUGCAUAUAGUUGCUUUGAAGAAAUUAUUUACAAAUAUAUACCGCGUAAUUUGAUCCUAUCAAUAAUUGUUCAUGGCCUACUUUGACAAAAAAUGUAACCAUAACUUUUUUUUUUGAAGAGAUAGAAUUUUUUUUUCUUCUACAAAGUUUUAGAACUGUUAAAAAUAAUUUACUUUGUCAAAUAUACCAAAAGUCUAGGUUGCACCGUUUCGGAUAUACAAAGCGUUUUUAUGGCAACCCCCUUAAAAUCAGUUUUUUAUUCAUAAAUUGUUUCGAGUUAUUUUGUUAUGCAUACUUUGUUUGGAAUAAUUUUAGAAUUUAUAAAAUCGCAUAUUUUUGUUGAAGGUAGUGCAUAGGUUUGUUCUUUCCUGGCAAAGUUAUGCAACAUUUUACCUUUUUUUACGUAGGAUAAAACCUUGCACCGAAUCGAAAUAUGCAACUUUAUGCAGCUGAUUUUUACAACAUUUGUAGGAAAAAAUGUGCCCAAUAUCAUAAAAAAAAAUCUAAGUGGAACUCGGUGGAACUUUUUUUUUAGGUCUUUUCAAAGUUAGUUUCAAUUACUGAAUUAUGGCAACCCCCUUAAAACUAGUUUUCUAGUCAUAACUUAUUUCGAGUUAUUUUUUUAUGCAUACUUCGUUUGGAAUAAUUGUAGAAAAUAUAAAAUUUCAUAAUUUUUUAGAAGCUAGUGCAUAAGUUUAUGCUUUUCUGGAAAAUUUAUGCAUAAUUUUACUUUUUACCUAAAAACCCUUGUGCCGAAGCGAAAUAUGCAACUUAAUGCAGCAAACUUUUAUAAUACUUAUAGGAGAACAUGUACCUUAUCGAAUUUAUUUUCCAAUGAGAAUAUCUUGAGUAAUAUUCGUGUGACUCAUUUUCACUAUGGCCAUGCUGAAACAAUGAAUGGUUAAAAAACAGAGGGCGCACAGUAGUCCAAAACUGGAAAAAGACGGCCAAAAGUCUGUACUUUCACUGAUUUUUAAGAGUUAACGUGUCUUCGAAGAAGUUUUACAUAAUUAUAUAACGCUUCUUCUGAAAGUAGCACCUUAAUUUUUGUUAAGGGGGUAUUACCGAUUUCGAAAAAAAAUAAUUUUGUUUUUGACGAAAAAUUUAUUUUUUCUAUCUCAUUUCAAAGAAAAAAACAUUUCAAGUAUUUUUGCUGAAGAUUUGAAUAAUGUAAAAAAAUAUUUUUUGAGAUAUUCGCUUUAUUUUAAAAACAGUUUUUUUGGAUUUACCUACAUAGAAUUUAUCUCUAUUACCUAAGUAUCUACUACAAAGUUAGCAUUUAAAUGAGUAACUUUUCCCAAUACUUUUCACAACCUAAUCAAUCAACUAGGUAGUUAAUGUUACCAGUUUUGAUAGUUUUGUAAUCAAUAUUCGAAAUCAGUGGGUCAGACGCUACUAGGAGUCUACAAAAAACAUCUGUCAUCGUUUUUUCACGGCCGAAAAAUUAUCAAAACUUUAACACAUAUUUAAAAAAUGGAAAAAUGUUUUCUAGACAAAAUAUGAUAAAGUAUUGUUAAAGUACAAACCUUUACGAAGAGAUUCCAUGUUUAAACGUGUAAAUAAAUUGAGUUAUCGCGAAGCAACACGAUUUUUGAGACGAGAUGUUGAUCGGGCGACGCUCACUGCAAAAGUGAGUUACAGAAAUAGCAGACGCGUGACGCCCUCUGUUUCUGACCCAUUCAUGGUUUCAGCAUGGCCAUAGUGAAAAUGAGUCACACGAAUAGUACUCAAGAUAUUCUCAUUGGAAAAUAAAUUGGAUAAGGUAUAUGUUCUCCUAUAAGUAUGUUUAAAGUUUGCUGCAUUAAGUUGCAUAUUUCGCUUCGGCACAAGGUUUCCUAGGUAAAAAAAGGUAAAAUUAUGCAUAAAUUUUCCAGAAAAGAAUAUACUUAUGCAUUAGCUUCUACAAAAUUAUGAAAUUUUAUAUUUUCUACAAUUAUUCCAAACGAAGUAUGCAUAAAAAAAUAACUCGAAACAAGUUAUGACUAGAAAACUAGUUUUAAGGGGGUUGCCAUAAUUCAGUAAUUAAAACUAACUUUGAAAAGACCUAAAAAAAAGUUCCACCGAGUUCCACUUAGAUUUUUUUUAUGAUAUUGGGCAUAUCUUUUUCUACAAAUUUUGUAAAAAUCAGCUGCAUAAAGUUGCAUAUUUCGCUUCGGUGCAAGGUUUUAUCCUAGGUAAAAAAAGGCAAAAUGUUGCUUAUUCUGCCAGGAAAGAACAAACCUAUGCACUACCUUCAACAAAAAUAUGUGAUUUUAUAAAUUCUAAAAUUAUUCCAAACAAAGUAUGCAUAACAAAAUAACUCGAAACAAUUUAUGAAUAAAAAACUGAUUUUAAGGGGGUUGCCAUAAAAACGCUUUGUAUAUCCGAAACGGUGCAACCUAGACUUUUGGUAUAUUUGACAAAGUAAAUUAUUUUUAAUAGUUCUAAAACUUUGUAGAAGAAAAAAAAUUCUAUCUCUUCAAAAAAAAAAGUUAUGGUUACAUUUUUUGUCAAAGUAGGCCAUGAACAAUUAAUGAUAGGAUCAAAUUACGCGGUAUAUAUUUGUAAAUAAUUUUUUCAAAGCAACUAUAUGCAUUAAAAGAACGGUUUGGCAGCUACUGAUUUAUGUCCACGUUUUUAUUGAUUCGAACCACUGUGCGACGAUGCAAAAAGGGUAAAUUCUUCUAUAUUUGGCUUAAAACUGAUUCAAAUUGUAGCUCCCGGUUCCAGAAGUACCGGAAAUAGUGGUCACAAAGUUUUAAACGAGACUCACUCAGUUUUCUCAGAGAUGAUUUGAUCGAUUUCCACAAACAGGCUCAAAUAAAAGUUCCUAUAGUCCAUUAGGUUACUGUUUAAUUUCAUCCGGGUCCAAAUUUCAUCCGGUUCCAGAACUGUAGGAUAAAGUGUUUUUAAUCAUUUAGUGCGACGAUGUAAAAUAAAGAAAAAUUCUUAUUAACUUGACAUAACUGUUCACAAAAUGAAAACGAAAUGUUAGUUUCUUACUUUAUUAAAGAUUGAAAAAAAAUUCUUUACAAAAUCUUCAAGUGAUAUUUUUGAAAAUAUGAGUAAUAUGAGAAAGUCAUCAUUACACCACUAGGUGGAUUGAAACAGGUUUUUCUGUUCUGAUAUCAUUGGCCGAGAAACUUUUCAAAUUCACAUCAGGGAUCCACCAAACAUAAAAAGAAGAUGCAUUUCAUCUUGGAAAAAGCGGAUGGAAGUGAAUACGAAUAAAACUGGCAUGUCCUUUUCACACUUCCGAAUAUCAAUAACCGAUUCCAGAACUUGACUCGAAAUCUGGGACAGGCUCAAAAUUCACCUGCAAAAUUCUGAUUCGUAAUCCAGAUCAAGAAUGUAGUUCUAGAGCUAUGGAACUGAACUUAUUUUAAGAAUCCAGAAGUUCUAAAAAUGGAUGUACCAGAAUUAUGGAGGUGAUAUCCUGGACUCAAAUUUCGCACAUAAACUAAGGAAAUAUAUUCAGUUCCCAAAUCUAGUCAACAAAUUAGUUCCAGAAUCCGGAAUUAGCUUCCAGUUCAGAGUCAUAGUUUAAAUUUUUGAGCCUGUAAUUUUGAUUCAAAUUCUGAAACCAAAAACAUCAUAUUAACAAGAUAUGGAGGUCUCACAUUUCUCGAACAUGGCGUUGCUGAACACUCCGCUCCUUCACUACUAUCUUCACUGUUUUCAAAAGUUUGAGAAAACUUAUUUUUCGAGCUUUCCAUACGGGUAUCUGAAACUUUUAAAAAUUUAAUCAUAAAUUACUGAUCAUAUUUCUGACGGCAUAGAGUAGGAAUGAUGUUUUUGCGAUUAGUAAAACUCGAGAUAUUCACGAUUAAGUUCUACCCACAGAGCGAAUUUUGAAAAGACGCCACUUAAUUGGGUUGGUCGUAUUCACGAAAAAAGAAGCCAGUUGUCUGGUCCUAUCAAAUACGUUGCCAAGAAACUACCGACAAGUUUUAAGUUUACUUUUCACCCAAUACAAGGGUUGUGUGCAGGAACUUAAUAUUAAGUAAAUGAAAUCGAUGUGGUUUCCACUUGGUCCUGUGUAAAAAAAAGUACUCAACAGCAAGUUGGUUCUACUCAGAAGUUGAGUUCAUUCUAUUCAACAUUAUUUUGAUGUGGUUUUCCUAAUUUUAACUUCUCGCAUUGAACUCCCGCUGUUGGGUGGUUUUGCUCUUUGUUUCCGGACAGGAAUCGAAAGCGCGAAUGAAAGGUGACAGCUAAAAAAACUCUCAAGUAGGGAAAAAAACUCACAUGAAAAAAAAACAUUAUUUGACUUCUUUUUCCUUCAUUCUGAGUUCUUCUGAAUCUUUUCUUUCAUUCGCUCCUUCCUUUGUUGUCAAAAUACAAAGAGCCAAACCACCCAACAGCGAGAGUUUCGUUCAAUAAGUUAAAAUUAUAUAAACCGUAUCAACCUGAAAUUUAGUCAAUACGACUCAACUGCAGAUUAAAUAUAACAUACCAUUGAGUAAAUAUAACUCAUCUUUAAGUAUUUUUGGCAUGUGUCUUACGAAAAGCACCUAGAUCCACUUCACCUGAUAUUAGGUUAUUGAACGGAACCUCCAGAUCGGAUGGAAUGUACUUAAAAUUAGGUUGUUUUGCGGUUCCGUGUAUUGUUCCUUCUCCACGCAGGUUUUGCGGCCUCCUGUCAUGACGCCAUCUUGUUGAGAUCUGAAUUGGAACUUCAAAAUCAGCUGAUUGCAUCGUAAAUAAGCAACUACUAAUGCAAUUUGUUUACGGUUUAUCUUGUUGCAAUAAGCACGAAAAUUGAAGAAUUUUGGGUCGAUUCUCUAACAAUAAUUUGUCGGUUUACCUAAAAUACAGCAGAUAGUGGUUUAGGACUUUGAGUGAAGGAAAUUUUCACAAUUUGAAAAUCUCGAUAAGUAUCAAAACAUCGCAGUGUUUGAGGCUCAAAACGCGAGGGGCUCAACGUAAUCGGUGUACUUUCAAAUGGCUGGUGCUAACAUACCGGUGUCAGAUGGCGGAGGUUUUGCUAUGGACAAUCUAAUGCAGUGUCUCACUACUAGAGGCGCUCGUGUGUUAUGAUGAUAGUUGCAGUUUCAUCUGCCAUAAUUUAAGCAAAUACGAUAUUCAAUUUAAAUAAAGAUGUAUGGUCCACGGUUACAAUGUUUAUGGGCGAAAACUAAUGUGGAAAAACCACUCAUCGAUUUAAAGCAGUUGUCAUUCAGAGUUGACAAAACUUAGAACUAAAAAAAACGGUCGAAAGCAAGGUGUGUAUGAUGGCGAUUAAAGGCGGCCCUUACACGAGAAUUAUUUUUGUCAUUUUUAAUGAUGACUAAGUAAUGAUAUUUCAAAUUUGCAUAGAAAACUCGUCAUUACUGGCACCAUACACGUUCAUUAAAAUGAUAUUAUUUUUUAGUAAUGACACUUUUAGUGAUCCUGUAAGGUCCGCUAUACGCUCUGUUAAAAUGACAGUUGUUGUAUUGUUUUGUAUUACCUGGCAGUUUAAAUAGAACCGCUUAGCAGAAGCAAACUUAUUUGAUUUUAAACUCUUAGAUAAGAGCGCGACGUCAGCGUUGUAACACAUGGGCUGAAAAGUUUCGGACUGUUUUUUCAGGUCUGCGAACAGCCAGUAGUCGCUGGGAGCCAAAUCUGGCGAAUACGGUGGAUGUGGGAGCAAUUCAAAGUUCGAUUCAUGUAGUUUUUCCAUAUGCGGUCGUUUCUUUGCAAUUUCAACCUUCAAACGCUCCAAUAACGCUAUAUAAUAUUCAAUGUUAAUAGUAUUUCCUUUCUAAAGAUAGUCGAUAAACAUUACACUACGCACAUCCCAAAAUACUUAGACCAUAACCUUUCCAGCCGAUUGUUGUGCUUUUGGGCGCUUUGUACGAGGUUCACCAGUUGUUGCCUACUCAGAUGACGAUCGUUUUGAUUUUGAAGCGAAGUGAUGAAUCCAUGUUUGGUACAUUAUCACAUAUCGACGCAAAAUUCCGGUUUGUUACGUUUGAACAUGGCCAAACACUGCCCAAAAUCACCAACACGUUCUCGUUUUUGGUCAACAGUGAGCAAACGCGGCACCCACUUUGAACAGAGCUUUCUCAUAGUCAAAUGCUCAUGCAAUAUAAAGCCAACACGUUCUUCUGAUAUCUUUGCGAUGUCAACUAACUCACGCAACUUCACUUUUCGAUCUUUCAAAACGAUUUUGUGAAUUUUUUUCAAAUCAACGAUUUUUUUUUCAAGUCACCAACCUACGUUUUAUUGUUGUUUCUGAUUAUGUGGAGUCUCCAUUUUCAAGCUAUUGCUUUGCUUGAAUGGCACUUUUUCUCACCAAGAAUCAGUGUAAAAUUAAAACACGAAAUUGUUUUUGAUCCAUUGAUCUGAAGCAUCAUUUUUAACACAAUAACUCACAAACUAAUGAAUAGAAUGUCAUAAAAUUUUAACAGCUGUCUUUUAAAGGUUAGUGUUAACUAAAAAAAUGUUAACUGCAAUAAAACUAACGCCAUCUAUGUGUUAGGCCAUAGGGUCUUUCCAGUACAUGUAUUAAUCCUAAGCAAACUAACAACAUUCCCCUUCCCAUGAGCUGUAGAUAGUACAGAUUUAUUUCAUACUUAACUUAGCAAGCUCCGUUGAAAGGCUCUCUUUUAAUAUUCGCGACACUACACUAUGCUCUCAUGUGUUACUAGUGUCUUCUGUGGAUGUUGACUCACCUACCCCGUAAUAACGUAUGAAAGCAUUAGACGAAUAUUCCCUACAUGUAGCUAAAAACAAUCAAUAAAUAAAAUGUGUAUCAGAAAGCUGAGCUAUACAAUUUUCUCCACACACAUUGUUUUCUCACGACACGUGUUGGCGACGGUACAAAACGUUUAUGCAUAUAAAUCCGUCUAGUAUGUGAUGUAAUUGCAAUCUCAAUGUGAACGUUUUGUCGCAAGUGUCAUAAAAUUACCAAUUGCGAACCGAUGCCAUAGCUAGUAAGUUAACCAAUAGAGCGCUGAGAGAAUCAGUCGACGCUAGGUAAUUGCCACGCACAGCAAAGCAGAUAUUUUUAUGAUUGAAAUAUGUUGCCACCGUUAGCUGAAAACAUUCGAUAUACUGAUGAAAAUGAUCCUCUAUAUUGCCUUAUAAUGCCUCGAAUUAUUUGAUAGAUAAAAUGUUAAAGAUAAGUAAUAUAAUCAAAAAUUCCAUGUAGUCAUUACACAGGCAUAAAAUAACUAUUACAAUCAAAACGGAGAACAUUAAACGAUGAUAGGCGUGGUUCUUAUUAGUGUUGAAAUUAUUAUGGUCUAACAGUUUUGGAUGAAAGGCCACUAAUGAUAUUGGAAGUAUAAUCACAAUAUAUAAUAUGCACUGAGAGCUAAUAUUAAAGGAAGAAAAAGUUUAUACAUAAAGCAAUUUUUGAAACGCAUCACUGUUAUUGAUCGGUAAAAUUUUAUAGCGAAUACUUUUACAGCUAGUUGUUAAAAUUAUUCCCCAAAACACAAAUUAAUGUAUUUCAUUUUCCGUGAUGAUUGAUACGUCUUUCCGUUGCAUUUUUGUACCUUGAUCAACAAAAUAUAGAAUAUAUGAAAAUGCUUCCUUUUUAUACAUAUAGCGGCUACAACAAUAUAUUAAUAACGAAAAGAUGAUUAUUAUGAAUGUAGAACAGACGAAAAACAAAACUUGUACAGAGCAAUCACAUCUAGAAUGAUAGAACUCAGAAGCAAAUUAAUGAGGCUAACAUAUUUCGAGAAAAAUCGAACCCAAAAAUACCUAUAUAUAUAAACACUGUUGUAAAGAUAAAAAAACAACGCAUAAAUUAAAACGCCGGCGAGAGAAAGAGACCAUCGUUUCUUUCUGGCAAGAAGCACUAUCCGGGCAAGCCACACGCCCGUGGAUUGUGCUGAAGAUUAUCGAAUGACACGGCAGUGUCAAGCUAAGAAUAGAACAUCAGGUGCUGGAAUUAGACAUUAAGGCUUUCCGCAUGAGUGAGAUACUACAAACAAAGGACGAGCCACAGCCAUGGCCAGGUGUAGAAAUAAAUGAA